Molecule: messenger RNA, 1186 nt
Organism: Physella acuta
Lineage: Eukaryota; Metazoa; Mollusca; Gastropoda; Physidae
Source: RefSeq, a predicted model, not a curated record
GAUCGACAAGAUGUUCAUUAAGUUAUGGCCAGUGAAGAAGACGUAUCAAAAUGUUUUACAGGUACACAUGAAGUACAAGAAUGCCUUGAAGGUCAAGGUGAGGCAGAUCUACACGCACAUCUGGUAAAUUGUACGAAAAAUCCUGGCCAUGAAGGUUUUUUACCUAUAAAAUGCCUUGCUUUUGGUUGCAAUGGCGACGCCCUGUAUGACCUCACAAAAACCCUAGCUGACCUAACCGUCAGGGUAGCCGUUAAGUUCACCAGUCCAGACAGACCAGAGUUUGUACCAGGCACUAAAGAUCCCUAUCCUUGCUACAACACCAGGGGACAGAACUCACUGAGGACAGGGACAGGGAGGGUGGGGCAGGUGACCAAGUACACAGAGGGGAUGAAGUGGGGCACCUACAGAACUUGUCCAUGUCCUGAAUGUGAGCACUCGGACACACCCAGCAAAGAGUGGUGGCUGGUUAAUGUGAGCACAGCCACACACGUGGUUUUUGAUUCGAGUGAGGCGAGACAGUCCAGCUGUAGGUUGUGGUUUGAUAAUGAUCAAAGUCCAGUGGUCAACAUUUAUGGGUGGAAGAUUUGUUUUGCACCCGUGGCUGGAGACACGUGUUGGUCGUAUUAUGUGACACACGACGUAGAUAUAGGUAGUAAACUGGAGGAGAUGGUGGGGCGGUUUAAUGGUCUACGUCGUAAAUUAGAGGACAAAUACAAGAGUCGUAGAGAUGUGGACAAGCUGACCAUUAUAGUGUCACAUCCUCAUGGCUGUUCUAAGCAGGUCUCUGUAGGUCACUGGGUACAUAAGGAGGAGUUGGAUAGUCAGUCCAGAAACUCACUAACCAGGUACUCGUACACAACUUGUACCUGCCCAGGUACCAGCGGGGCUCUGGUAUACAAACUGGGGCAUGGCGACUUGUCUAAUCAUCCACACAGUGGAGCUAACUCUGGUGGAUUAAAUUAUAGUGCGCUUGCGUUCAACUAAGACGUGUAGUUGUCUGCUCUUGUCUAGGAUGUCUGUUAUCAUUACACAACAUCAAAACGACUGAUGUAAUAAGUGAUUGAGAGAAAGAAUUUUUCUUUUGUUUUUAGCAUGGUUUAUAUAAAUCAUAAUAAUUCCCAUGUUUUUUAAAUUUCUAUUUCUCUGUGAUGUUUUCUAUGUGUUUGUUUUGGAGCAAUAAAACGUA